GUCGAAAAUUUGCCAAUGCGGAGGAGUUAUGCAUAUACAAAAAUACACAGAGGCCAUUGAUGGCUUUGCAUACAGAUGUAUUGAGUGCCGAAAGAGGAAAUCGGUUCGAGGUUUGUCGUUGUUUUUUAGUUUACAGAUCCCUUAGGAACUUUUCUCUCAAGGUCUAAACUACCUUUGACGAAAAUUUUAAUGAUCUGUAACCUCUGGGUCCUGAAAAGAGCAGUCACAGCUACAGCUUAUGAAACAGAAAAUUCAGAGGUGUCAGCAGUGCAAUGGCACAACUACUGCAGAGAUGUUUCCUCCUGGAAAAUGAACACCCUGACUCAAGUUCUCGGAGGAGUCGGCAGCAUAGUCCAUAUUGAUGAGAGUGUACUUAUAAAAAGGAAAUACAACCGCGGGAGAUUACAAGCAAACCAGCAGUGGAUACUAGGUAUCUACGACACGACACUGCGCAAAGUAUAUAUAGAAGCGAUUUCCAAUCGCAGUGCAGCAGUAUUAGUGCCUAUUAAUAAGCGUUUGGUGUUGCCGGGGACGACUAUUCAUACAGAUGAAUGGAGCGGAUACCGUCAAUUAUCGAAUCAUGGGUACAUUCAUCAUGUUGUUAAUCAUACGGACGGUUUCCGGAAUCCUUUAGAUGGAACCCACACCAGCUCCAUUGAAAGUUUUAGGAGUCAUCUAAAAAGACGUAUAACAGCGGUUAAUGGAUCGAGAAAUCCCAUGAUUUACAGUUACCUGGAUGAAUUUAUGUACCGAAUCUGGUUUCAUAUAACUUUGAGGACUCCCAUGAGAAACUGGGAGCUUUUUUGGAACAUAUACGCGAACGCCAUCCUUUGUAACUGUUUAUUGUGAUUGCACUACUUUUAUAUAAAC
Trichobilharzia regenti is the source of this 870-nucleotide messenger RNA. NCBI's taxonomy places the organism in Eukaryota, Metazoa, Platyhelminthes, Trematoda, Strigeidida, Schistosomatidae. The record is from the annotation of a GenBank genome assembly.